AAUCUCGUCAGAGUUUGCCGGCUGCCGACAAUUGUGUCUCUCUUGUCAUGAAUGUCAUGAAAGAUCUGGCUUUAACCUUGUCAAACCACGAUAAUAGUUCAUCAUUAUAGAUUUCUGCGUGCAAAAAAAAACACACACACGAGAAACAAGUGAGCAGUCUUCUCUUGGGCCACAAAACCCAUGUUGCAUCAUAUUGGGAACAAAAAUGUCAGAAAUAAAUUUAACAAAGUGGGACGUAUCCGAAAUUUUUAAGAACCAAAACAGUUUAAUCCUCCUCAAUCAACCAGUGCUCAACGAAAGCUUCUUUGUGGAACUAUGGAACAAAGCAAAACUCCGCAUACUCGUUGAUGGAGGAGGAAACCGCUGGGAUAAAAUUAAAACAACAUUCCCCGACAUUUCAUAUCCGCAUAUUGUUUCUGGUGACUUUGAUUCCAUAAGACCGCAUGUUUUGGAGCAAUUUAAGCAGCAAAAUGAAAUUCGGAUUAUAGAGACUCUAAAUCAAGAUGAAACUGAUUUCACUAAAGCGUUACGAAUUUUGCAAGAAGAACUCUCCUCCUUGCCACAAACACAGGUUGCACAAGUUGUGGCAUAUUGCGAAUCCUCUGGGAGGUUUGAUCAGAUCAUGGCGAAUAUUGAGACACUUUUUCACGCCGUGACAAUUGCGCCUAGCGUGCAAUUAUUCUUGAUGGGGUCUACAUCAAUUACCUGGUUACUACCCCCGGGGCUGCACCAAAUUCAAUUUGGCGAUGUCGUCGUCCCCUAUUGUUCUCUCAUUCCUGUGGGAUCGCCUUGCUCAAGUAUUACUACCACUGGAUUGCGAUGGAAUCUGACCAACGGAAAACUAGAAUUCGGUUAUCUCGUCAGUACCAGUAAUGAGAUUGCAGCCGAAAAUGUUGACCGUGUGGUCACUGUAAACAAUUCAGAACCGAUUUUGUGGUCAAUGGAAUUCGGUAGUCCCACGGAUAGCUAAAAAUAUUGCACAAUUUAUAUUUAGGUAUUGACUGUACUUUAAGUGAAUAAAUAAAUAAUUUGUUACACCAUGAGA
This is a messenger RNA of Folsomia candida, 1045 nucleotides long. RefSeq names its product thiamin pyrophosphokinase 1. The coding region runs from base 206 to 970 and encodes 254 amino acids. NCBI's taxonomy places the organism in Eukaryota, Metazoa, Arthropoda, Collembola, Entomobryomorpha, Isotomidae. The record is from RefSeq and is a predicted model, not a curated record. Gene Ontology annotation, molecular function: ATP binding; thiamine diphosphokinase activity; thiamine binding. The transcript has 4 exons. Gene Ontology annotation, biological process: thiamine diphosphate biosynthetic process; thiamine metabolic process.